Molecule: messenger RNA, 1655 nt
Organism: Phalacrocorax carbo (great cormorant)
Lineage: Eukaryota; Metazoa; Chordata; Aves; Suliformes; Phalacrocoracidae
Source: RefSeq, a predicted model, not a curated record
CCUGAGCAAGAGAAAAGGCCAAAAGUCAAUCCCAAACCCCAGCGGGCGAGGGAACCUUGUUCUCUUUCCCCUAUCAGACCCUGAGGCAGGGAGCGCCUGGCAGAGCCUCAGAGCCGAUGGAAAUGUUGUGACAUCCCAGCACCCGCCCGUAGCUCCUCCACCAGCUCCGGCAUGAUCUCGGCCCCUCUCUGCUGAUGUCACGGCGUGGGGCCCCGCAGCCGCCUUCCCCGGGCGGCAGGCAGGCGGGAAUCAGCGCCGGGGACGGCCGCCCUUUCCUGGAUCCUCCUCUUUCGCCUCUUUCCUCCCCAGGACGCCGGCUGGAACAGAGCUGAGAGCCUUGGCUACCCGGCGUAGAGAUGCCCUGGCAGGGCCCGUCCACAGAUGCCAGCAAGAAGGUGGAUCUGAAGAUAAUUAUCAUAGGAGCUCUGGGCGUGGGCAAAACCUCCCUCCUGCACCAGUACGUGCACAAGACGUUUUAUGAAGACUAUCGCACCACGCUGGGCGCCAGCAUCCUGACCAAAGUCCUCGCGGUGGACAACACCCCCCUGAAACUGCAGAUCUGGGACACGGGGGGACAGGAGCGAUUCCGGUCCAUGGUGUCGACCUUUUACAAAGGCUCGGAUGGCUGCAUGCUGGCCUUCGACGUGACGGACAGGGAGUCCUUUGAGGCCCUGGACAACUGGAGAGAUGACUUCCUGGAGAAGGUCAUUCCAAGGGAGCAAGCUUUCCCCAUGGUCGUGCUCGGGAAUAAAAUAGACAUCUGCGAUCGGCAGGUACCCAAGGAGAUUGCCUCAGCCUGGUGCAAGGAGAAGGACAUCCCUUAUUUUGAAGUCAGCGCCAAGAACAACAUCAAUGUCGCAGAGGCUUUCGAGACCCUCGCAAAGCAGGCGUUAACAACGUAUAAAGGGAUUUUUGAGAGUUAUUUAACCGACUCCAUCAAGCUCACUCCCAACGACAAGCCCAAGAAGAGCUGCUGCUGACCCUGGGCACGCUGCCAGGCUCCGGGCUGUCCUGCGCGAGCACGGCCCAGCUGAGCACCCCAUGAUGCCCAUGGCCGGAGCCCUGCCCAGGGGGUCCGUGCCCUCCGCCCGCCUCAGCCCGGCUGCAGAGGAUGCCCGAGCCAGGACACAGGACGGCCACCGCUCGACACGCUGGGGCCAGCCGGCGGCACGUCCCGGGGCUUGCUGCUUCCCACGGCUCCGGAGCUGCUCCCCCAAACCAGCAGCCUCCCAGAUCGCGCCAUGGUGGCCCUGUCCCCCUCGAUCCGCUGCCGUGUGGCACCCGAGCGGGCAAUGCCCCUGUGGUGACGGUGCCAGGGAGCCAGGCAGUGCUCCUGAUGCCUUGGCCUUGGCCCCGUGGGUGACCCUUCCCGGUGCACGGACUGGUGGCCCCACAGCGCUCACGGUGCGUACGGGCUGUCCUGGGGGAGGAGUGGGGCUGGUGGCCACGGCACAGGUCUGAGAGCAGCCAGGUCCCUCCUGGGGUCAGCCGCUGCCGAUGGGACCCUUCCGUGCCUCAGUUUCCCCUGCUCUCAUGUACACCCCCUGUCAAACGCCUUCCACCCCCGCCUCGGUGGUGAGGGUCCUCAGUAAAGCACUUUGUCAGGGAUUCUUUUUUAAAAAAAGGAAAUUAAAUAUUUCAGGUUUAUUUAUAUA